Alternaria incomplexa is the source of this 321-nucleotide messenger RNA. RefSeq lists its product as uncharacterized. The transcript is spliced from 2 exons. NCBI's taxonomy places the organism in Eukaryota, Fungi, Ascomycota, Dothideomycetes, Pleosporales, Pleosporaceae. Bases 1 to 321 code for a protein of 106 amino acids. The record is from RefSeq and is a predicted model, not a curated record.
AUGGCCUCCAUCUACGACAAGCUGGCUCAAGCCAAGUACGAAGAGAAGCUUAAGGCUACCAUCCUCGCCCUUGCGAAAAGCGUCUACGGCCAGAAUGAACCCGCGGACGUAACGUUUGACGUUACGACUGGCUUCGAGUUUGACUCUGACUCUGACGAGAAGACCGACAUGGUCGCCUGGGUCAUCUACUACCCCCAGACAGAUGACGAAAAACUAGACUGGGAGGCUCUCCUACAAUCGAAGCGAUGCUCGAGCAUAGAGGAUACCUACCAGUCGCUCAUUCAAGCCCUACGCGUCAAGAUGGCUGAUUUGAUGGGUUAG